Notolabrus celidotus (New Zealand spotty) is the source of this 2348-nucleotide messenger RNA. RefSeq names its product gamma-aminobutyric acid type A receptor subunit alpha4 (gene gabra4). Gene Ontology annotation, biological process: regulation of postsynaptic membrane potential; signal transduction; nervous system process. Gene Ontology annotation, cellular component: dendrite membrane; neuron projection; postsynapse. Lineage: Eukaryota; Metazoa; Chordata; Actinopteri; Labriformes; Labridae. The coding region runs from base 204 to 1871 and encodes 555 amino acids. The record is from RefSeq and is a predicted model, not a curated record. Gene Ontology annotation, molecular function: GABA-A receptor activity; GABA-gated chloride ion channel activity; benzodiazepine receptor activity. The transcript is spliced from 9 exons.
UAUGCGUGUGUGUGUGUAUGUGAGCGUGAGCGCACGUCCGUGUACGUUGUGCGUCCGGCGGAGAGACUGCAGAAGCAGGAGAGAGUCUCAACAUGCUCCCUCUCUGCGCCACUUUGCCCUCUGUCUCUCUGUACUCUCUCCACCUGGGACACAGGCAUCUGGCGUUGUGACAUGUGAAGAGGCCUAAAGUAUGGCAUGGAAACAUGUUUUCUUUCAAGCAGAAGGAGACGGUGACAGCGAUGCAACCCGCGUUUAUUCGGACCCUUUUCUACUUUUUCUGUUUCGCGACUUGUGCAAAGAAAAUCUCUGGACAGACAAGGAUGGAUGAGAGGAUUUAUCCUGAGAAUUUUACUUUCAUUUUAGACAGACUUCUUGACGGUUACGACAACAGGCUACGACCUGGUUUCGGAGGUGCUGUGACAGAGGUGAAGACCGAUAUUUAUGUGACUAGUUUUGGGCCUGUCUCAGAUGUUGAAAUGGAAUACACGAUGGACGUGUUCUUUCGACAGACGUGGGUGGACAGGCGGUUAAUGUAUGAGGGGCCAAUAGAGAUUCUGAGACUGAACAACCUGAUGGUGACGAAAGUGUGGACACCAGACACCUUCUUCAGGAAUGGCAAGAAGUCAGUCGCUCACAACAUGACAGCCCCAAACAAGCUGUUUCGCAUCAUGAAGAAUGGCACCAUUCUGUACACCAUGAGGUUGACUAUAAAUGCCGAAUGUCCAAUGAAGCUCGUGGACUUCCCAAUGGAUGGACAUGCGUGCCCUCUCAAGUUUGGAAGCUAUGCCUAUCCCAUGACAGAGAUGAUCUAUACUUGGACCAAAGGGCCCAAACAUUCAGUGGAGAUCCCUCCUGAGUCCUCCAGCCUUGUUCAGUAUGACCUCACCGGUCAGACUGUCUCCAGUGAAACCAUUAAAUCCAUCACAGGUGAAUAUGUGGUGAUGACGGUCUUCUUCCACUUGAAACGUAAAAUGGGCUACUUCAUGAUUCAGACGUAUAUCCCCUGCAUAAUGACAGUAAUCCUUUCCCAAGUGUCCUUCUGGAUAAAUAAAGAAUCAGUCCCGGCACGCACAGUCUUUGGCAUCACGACAGUCCUGACUAUGACGACACUCAGUAUCAGUGCUCGACACUCUCUUCCUAAGGUCUCAUAUGCCACUGCUAUGGACUGGUUCAUCGCCGUCUGCUUUGCCUUCGUCUUCUCUGCCCUAAUUGAGUUUGCAGCCGUCAACUACUUCACCAAUGCACAGAUUGAGUGGACGAAAACAAGGCAAGCCAAAUGUCCCCCGGGGCCCCACUCCACGCCUGUCAAGGUCAAGGACAUGGAGGACGUGCUGCAGCAGAAUACUGACACCAACGGUAAUCUGAGAAAGCGGAUGAAUUAUAGUAACCAAGAAGCCAACUGUCAACCGAAGGCUCAGUCCAUCACCAACAUUUCUGGAGUGGGAAGAGCAAGACCCCUGCAACCUUUAAUCAGUGGAGACAACGGCAGAUCCUACACCCUCUUCUGCUCCAGCCCCAAAUCAGAGAGCCUGCUCAGUCUGGCCUCUUUGUCUGCCCAGUUGGUGAAGAAUCCGCCCCAAAGUGCAGCUUCCAUGGCAGAAAUGAUGGCGGGGACACCGUGCAAGCAGAACACCUGUUCCUCCUCUUUGCAGCAUCUGCUUGGGCCUAAGCUGGAGCGCGUCCAGAUGAUGGGGAACAAACUGGAGCUUAAGCAGACGCCUUGUUCCCAGCCGACCACUGCUGGUACAGGCGGAACCAGCAAAAUAGACAAGUAUGCUCGGAUCCUGUUCCCAGUGUCCUUUGGGGCUUUUAAUAUGGUCUACUGGGUAGUUUACUUAUCAAAGGAUACAGCGGUUGCUAAUGAUGGCUAGAUUUCUCAGGAAACAGAAGUAAAGACUUGUUUAAAGUAACAGAUGGGGAGAAAAUAGAUGUUGUGGAAGUUGCAAACACUAUUGUUCUUGCCAACCAGAUGAAGAAAUUGUCCUCUCUGAGCAUUCCAUAUUCUGGAAGAUAUAUGCAGAUUUUUUUUUCCUUAAGGUUCUCAAGCAGCAAGUAUUGGAACAAAUUAACCAAGCUAGAAACAAAUGUAAAGGUUUCAUUAGAUUUAACUGCCUCGUGAUCCCUUUUGGCCUGUGGUCAUGAUAAAGCAUAGGAUUUUGUCUUUUCCUUUUUUUGUACCCUGCACCUGACAAGAUGUUCAGAUGUGUUCCACUUUCCUGAAAUAAGCCAACGCUAUGUAAAUAUAUACAUUUAUUAGGAUAAACAUUUAUAUUUAAUGAUUACACUGUACUUCAAUCUGAUUAUUGAGUCUUGUUGCUUUGGAGAUCAGGUGAUGCAAAAUUAAAUUA